Micromonas commoda is the source of this 711-nucleotide messenger RNA. RefSeq lists its product with no specific name. The record is from RefSeq and is a predicted model, not a curated record. Lineage: Eukaryota; Viridiplantae; Chlorophyta; Mamiellophyceae; Mamiellales; Mamiellaceae. The transcript has a single exon. The annotation marks the transcript as partial. Gene Ontology annotation, molecular function: double-stranded RNA binding.
GCCGACGGCAGCGACGAGUGGCGCCUCGACGACGUCGCCGACGCCAUACGCGCGGGCAGCGUGGGCAUCAUCCCCACGGACAGCAGGUACGCCUUCGUGGUGGACCUCGAAUCGCGCGACGGAGUCCAGACGCUGUACGACCUGAAGGGCGCCAAGGACUACAAGCCGAUGUCCAUCCUCUGCGCGGGAUUCAGCGACAUCGACCGGUACACCCAGGGCUUUCCCGACAACGUCGUCGCGGGGCGCCAGCAGCCGUUCAAGCUCGCGAGGAAGUGCCUCCCGGGCCCGUACACGUUCAUCCUCAACGCGGGCAAAGACAUGCCCAAGGUGUGCCUCCUCGACCCGCGGUCCAAGUCGAAGAACUGCAAGGCGCGCAAGACGGUCGGGGUGCGCGUGCCGUCGCACCCAGUCACCGCCGCGCUGCUGGCACGCCUCGACAGGCCGUUGCUCUGCGGCUCGGUGCCGAACCUCGAAGCUGACACGUACGACGACGACGUGCAAGACCCGGUCUUGAUGCUCGACGAGUACGAACGAAGGGGGUUGGGUUUUCUGGUGGACUGCGGCGUGAUGCGCAACCCGGGCAGCACGGUGAUAGACCUGUCCAAGGGAAAGCCGCAGUUGGUGCGCAGGGGCGCGGGGGACCACAGUUUGUGGGUCGACGACGACGAUGAUCCGACGUUAUCGUCCGACGACGAGGCGUGGGGUUUUUGA